Messenger RNA from Pocillopora meandrina, 18950 nucleotides. The record is from the annotation of a GenBank genome assembly. Lineage: Eukaryota; Metazoa; Cnidaria; Anthozoa; Scleractinia; Pocilloporidae.
AUGGGAGAGGAGAAAACAAAUGAUCCGUUAACUUUCUCGCCCGUUGAGGAGGAAGAUAACGAAGAACUGUCAGACGAUGACGAUGGGUCGAAUUCUAGCUCCGAGGAUGCAGAAGAGUGGAACAACACUACUGUCGUGCAACAUGAAUUAAAAACUUCCAGAGCUGCUAGCAAGGUGAUGAUUAUUAAAGUAUGACAGACCUGGAACAUGUUUCCUGAGAAUUGAAACUUCUCUGACUUUUAAAUUCCUGCAGGAAGCGUCUUAACAAUGAGUCAGAAGUUGUUGCUCGACAUUGUAACGCAAGAGCAAAGCUUUCUUCUCAAUAAUUUUAUUGUCUAGGGGCGUAUUUUACUCCCAAAAAGAAAAAAAAACAUUGUAAAGUACUUAGUCAUGCUUGUAAUACUUCCUCUCGAAAACCUAUGCCCUUUCUUUGAACAUCUAUCGACUUUAUCGUCGCAAACUUCUUGGCUUUUUUUUCAUGCAGAUUGAAUUUCCGAUCUGGUUUAGCUCACUUUAUACCCCCAUACGAGUGGACGUCUGAGCUGGAUGCCUGAGCUUUUUAGAUAAAAAUAUCCUAAAAUAGAAAAACAAGGCUUAACUUCACAGAAAGAGUGCUAAAAACAUAGUGAGCAUUUUCUAAACAAGUAUGUUGCAUCUACAAAGUUCUCUCACUUCUGCGUAUCAAUGUUUUAAUAGGCUGAGAAUGAACCAACCAAGCCAGCCAUGGUCAAACUGGAAGAUCAGAUGAACAACAAAAAUCUGGAAACUUUGCAGAAGAUAUUCGAGGUUUGUUCAUUGGUGUAUUUUUGUGAGAAAGAUCAGUUUUUGCACUACAUUUUUUUUCCCUCACACCUGGACCAAAAGUAUGGUUGCAAAAAUGUGAAAUGCAAAAGCAGUGUCCGGUAAGUGAUAACAGGUUUCCGGUUAUCAUCGUGUUUUUAGGAAGCUGAUGAAGAUGGCGGCGGGGGACUGGAUUUGGACGAGUUUCGCCAGGCUAUGAUCAAAACUAUGACUGGUAAAGGUGAAGUGGUAAGACAAUGCUUUUAUAUAUGUAUAUACACUUUUUAUUGUUAAGUAAUUUAUUCGUGACGAUUCCUUUCUCCUAUUUGAUACUGUAUCCAAAAUGAAUCAAAAGCACAGUUUCUUGCUUUUCUGUUAACUCGCAGCCUGAUGAUAAUCAACUGGCUAUCACCUUCAUGAAGGUUGACGCAAACUGUGAUGGAACAGUAGACUGGGUAAGAUACGAAAUUUGACAUAAAAAAUUUUAGGGCAAAAUCACUACUAAAGUAGGCCAUUGACGAGCGUAUUUCCUUUCAUUUUGAAUUUAAGGAGGAAUUUUGUUCCUACAUGUUGCUGGAGACUCAGUUAAAAGAUGUGAUGACCAGUGAAGACAGAGAGGUGAGUUGUCCUAACCUUCCCCUACCUGGGGCUGGUAAGCACCUCCAUAGUAAGUCUUGUAGAGAAGUAACUGCGGCCCGUUAGCAUUGGAAUCUGUAUAAGAAUGGUUAUUAAAUGUGAACAACGUUUAGAUCUGGUAAAAAUUUGUUUUUCGAUGUCAUUUAUGGCAUUCAGGAAAAUAAAUUAUUGGGAUUGUAGGCAAAAACGGAAUUAUAAAACAACCACAAAGUGCGAUUAACACUGAGCGCCGUUUUCAAAGUGAUCAUUUAUUCUUCCCCAUCCAGUUGGGUCCCACUGAAUCAUAGGCAAUGAGUUCGUGAGGGCUGGAAAAUGGGAACUAAAUCAACUGUUACCAGAUUAAUCUGAAGCCGGCUUCUUUUGGGAUUGCAGAAUAUCGUAAUGAGGUAUUCUCAGGAAAGAAUAACAAUUUGAGAUCCAAUACAUAAAGACUUGCGUGAACUUAAAAGUUCUUAUGCAUGUAAAGCCCCCCAGUGAAAAUUUUUAUCUUUGCAGAUGGAAUUCCCAAAUCCAGCUAAAGAAGUUCCCAGGUAAAGUUCUUAUCAUGAAUUAAAAUAGUAACACAACUAUUACGAUGACAUAGAGACAGAAACUCCAUCAUAAUAACUGUUGUGUACCAAGGUUCGAGGCACUUCUAUGAAGUGCACAGAGAAUCAGGUGUUAAGCUGCACCCAGCUGGUUUAUUUAGACAUAAUGUACUUAUGCGCAUACGGUACGGUUUAUGAUGUGCUUGCCGGUGAAAAAAAAAAUUAGCUAAUACCUAAGACAUCCAAACAAGAGGAACGAACUCUACAGCGGUGAUGAAAUAUUAAUACUAAUAAUAAUAAUAUUAAUGAUAGCAUGAUAAUGAUUACAUUAUCAUACUAUUAUCAUAUAAUAAUAGCUAUACACGAAUUUUAGAAAGCUGACAUUUCCAGGGUCAGCCUUUCCUCCCCUCGACGCACUUCACUCUUCACAGGAUCCACUACUCACAACUUACGACGCACGAUCCGCCCACCCAUGCUGAUUUAAACAAUCUUGCUACCUCUUGCUUCAUUUUGAUCGUAGUUCUCAUCGUGACACAAUCACACGAAUAACCUACCUUCCUAAACUGUCACACGGCACUGAUGACCCAACUGACAGCAAUGGGGGAAGAUACGUGUCCGUCAGCAAGGAAGGGACUUUGCACUUCUGGAACAUGGACCUAUAUCCUCAAAGAACUCUGUCAGUAAGUGACACAUUAUGCUGCAAUUAAGUAAAAGCACUGAGUACUGUUAUGGGAAAAGCAGAACCCCUCUUAAAGGAUAUAUCUUGGGUGCACUAGCGGGGAUACUCUUUGAUCGCUGCUUUUUAGCGGAAUAGAGGUUAUUCAGAGACUAGGGAUUAAAGUAAAGAAAACUAAAGUUCAGAAAAUUUCCAUCUACAUACUUGACAAGUUCUAGGAGUCGACUCAGGAGAUUACCUGCAAUAAGGAUAAAAGCUGUUUCGAUGAAAUAUAGUUCAGAGACGUUGUGUUUUACCGUAGGUGUAAGAAAAAGGUUCCAUUUUCUCCAAACGUUAUUUUGAAGAGGAGAAGAGUAAUAGGUGUGGCAGAAUAUAUCAUGUUGUCAUACUCUUUUUGUUUAUUUUAGUUAGGGCACGAGGGUAAAGCUAGCAAAAAUGUAUGGAUUACAGACUGUGUUGUAUUGCCAAAUGUCAAGAAGCUUGCUUUGUCAACGGCAGACAGAGAGAUAGGUCUGUAAAAAUCAAUAAAGGGCGUUAGUUUCUAAAGAAACUGUAAUGUGAAUUUGCCAACGAAAAGAGAUUCUAAAGCUGACGUUUCGAGUGUUAGCCCCUCUUCAGAGCGAAUGAGCUUCAACGCUUUUGACGAAAGGCUAACGCUCGAAACGUCAGCUUUUAGAAUUUCUCUACGGUGGCCAAUUCACAUUAUCAACUUAGUUGAUAAAACCUUACUGAUCAGCUUAAAUCAUUUGAAUUCCCCAUCAAAUAAGCGGACAGUAAAUUUUGGUGGGUGAAAGACAUGAAAAACUGUUUAAAACGUCCUCUUCCCUUUUCUACCUAUUCUAAUGCUUCAUCAAAGUGACCGGCUGAACCCGACAAGAACUGAAAUUUGGAGCAAUCAUAAAGUAUUGACAUGGAGUUAGUGAGAUCUUGUGUGCAGUUCUUACUAUCUCAAUGGAAUAUCACACGGAAAAUUCAUCCCUCUCUAUUUGGUUUUCCUUUUAGCAUUUUAUGACUGUGCUGCCACUAGUUUUGACAAACAGUACGUUAUCUGCAGUUUGGAUUACUGUGUACUUACAAUGGAUUACUGGUAAGCAUUGAGGGUAGCUUUAGGCUCCAGAUACUCUACUUUGCUCUCAAAAGUAUUCAUUUUGCCUUCAAAAAAAGAAUCGAAAUAUUUUCGUUCAGUCUGUCAUACCCCUUUUGUUUUCCGUCCUGAUUCGCUCUAAUUUGAAAUCGCAUGCUUUUUUUUUACGUUUUCGAUAAUCAACCGAACAAAUACACUCAACACCGCCAAGACAACGGAAGUGAUAAUUUGUGACACUUAAUCGUCACAUUUUCAAAGGCCAGCGCCUUCACCUAUAUCCACUCUCGCAGUGGCGGAUAUAGACCUGGAGCUGAGUGGGAACCCCUCCCCUAAAUCCGCCACUGUCUCGAAACGAAGCCUUUUCAAAUGAUACGAUCCACUUUUUCGUAAAUCGUUGUCAUUUGCUUUUUUCGGGCGUUUCAAUUGAAAUGCAUGUGCGGUUUUUUAAUGGAAACGAAUGCCUAGCAGUAGAAUAGCUGUUUUCAUAAUUCAGAAUAUUAGUAUUGGUACGAAAGCCACACCCAAUAAAUUUUACAAGAGAAAUUUUAAAUUUUCAAGUUUCUAGAAGGCAAAGAGUUAAAUGAAAAUAAAGUCAUAACACUUCCGUCACUUGCCUGCCAUUGCUAGGUAUAACUUCCUGUUUUAGUGCAUCCCAGAAACAUAAAUUUCAUUGUAGGUUCAUACCGUUUUUAGGUGCAGCUCACCCAAGUCAAAUGAGGGUAUUUUGUUGGGUGGAGAUGCUGGAGGUUCAGUGAUCUGUUUUCAGAUGAAAUUCAAUGCAAUGUCAGGUUGCUUGUUUGAUAUAAACCUUGGACAGCAGAUUCCCAGCGGUAUGCUUGAUUUCCACCAGACCUUAAUUGAGAUAAUAAACUGUUGUCUAGUCAAACAUAAAAACAAGUUGACGUCUUAGUAUAUAUAUCGUUACAAGCUAUUUACAUCGUCUUCAUUUAUGCAAGGAUUCUUUACAUAUAUAUCUGAGCCGGCCAUCUUUUUCCAAGUAAUUCAUUCAAAUUUCUUAGUUCUAUUCAGUCUCGACAAUGUUUGUGCUGCGCCGAGUAAACUAGACUGUUAUUCACUACCCAUAUUAUACAAAAUUCACAAUCACCAGGAAUUGCUCUCUUUUUUGUUUUGCUUUCAGUAUCUUUCAGACGAUUUUCCCUAUGGGAGCUUCAGCAAGGGAGAUAUUCAAACAUAAAACUGUUUCAAUUUAACGUAAGUAUAGUGCACUGAACUUUGCCAGCGUGUGAUCACGUGACAGUAUGUUCGAUACGGAUACAUUGUAACCAUGGUUAUACUGACAGAUUUGUACCCUGGAGGAACCUAAUGCUGUGUAAUAAGAGGGAUGUCUCUAAGGGCUAACAGCUGCGGCCAAUAAGGACAAAGAAGACUCAAAAGCCUUUGUAAGACAAGGGUUAAAGGACGUCAUUUUCAAUUCUCAAACUAUAAUAACCUCGGCCGCAAGGUCACUGACACAGAUAGGUUCAAAACCCUUGCUGCCAACCCCCUCUCUUCUGCAAAAUAAUUAUACCUGCCAGGAUCCCAAGAACUUUAACAAUAUUUUCCUUGGCAAUGAGGCUGAUAAGCCCUUUAGACAGUUCUUUACGAACUUAAUGGUGAACUAAGAAAUUUUUAUGCUGUUUAUGUAUAUUUUGCCCAAGAGCACCCAGCAGAGAGUGACCUGGAAGAGUAACCUUGUUGAUUUUACUUUACAGAAUCUUCAUGAGGACUGGAUUCGUAAAGUUAGAUAUUACCCCUCGUUACAAUGCUUUAUCUCUUGUGCUACAGCCAGCAACACUUCCAUGUACCUUGGAGACGUGGAAAGGAAAAAGACGUUAGUAACACAUGAUUAACACACAUUUAAGAUCAUCGCUUCCCUUGUCUCGUUUCAAGUUGUAUUUACGCAUUGGCAGCAUGUUUGAGCUAAACAACGCUCACGUACCUUGAAUAUAUUUCGAAAAACUAUUAAUUAGUUAGCUCCAAUCCAGACUUAAAUAUUAUAGACGUCUUUCCAAUUUUCGAUCAACAUAGGAGGUCUUAAUUAUUGGUGUCUCUAGCAUUCUGCACUCUUAAGUAAGCAAAUAAGCUGGUGAACAAAGCGAUUGUUUUUCUCACAAACUAGUAUUGUAACGCUAUUGGUUCCUUUUUUGAAGGAGCUCUAUGUUUCGUAUCCGCAAAGGCAUCACCUCGUUUGAUUACUGCAAGGAAUGGAACGUUAUAGGUAAGCAGAAGAAGAAAGUCCGAUCAACAACUGUUUAUUGGCUGUCAUUGUUUCUAUUCAGUUAUCUUCGUGGUCAUCUAUCAGACGCUGGUAUUGUUCCAUUCCAGUCGAUAACCUUAAUUACUUACAGUGUCUUUAUAUUUCUCUGUCAGUAACCGGUGGCCAUGAUCACUACGUCCGCAUGUGGAAUCCAUAUAUUACAGCCAAAGCAACAUCGGUAAGUUUGAGACAAUUAAGUUCACUGACACACAAAAUGACAGCACUGAGUUAUUAUUUGUCAUUAUGGAUAAGCCAGGUGUUACCUCUUUGAUCAGUUUCACCCGGCAUGUUGGUACAUAUAACGCCCACACAAACUCCUGUCACCAGUUCUGUCGGCUAUUACCAUAUAAACACUGCACACUUCCUUCUCUCCGGUUGUCCUUCUUCUCUAAUUUGUCUUGGGCUUCGCUUCGUUGUCUGAACUAUUGUUUGAUGCAUAUUUUUCCAUAUGUGUUACUCCUGGGUUGAAGUGCGAGCUACGCGCCACAAACAAAGAAUUUAAACGCAAACAUAUCGUUGACUUAGAACUGAGGAUCCAUUAAUGAACUUGACUUUAGCCUAAACUUUCGCCGCCUGUUUGCAAUACAAGACCCAACCCAGCUGUUGUUACACACUCAAAUCACCAGAUUAAUUAAACACAAGGUUGUAUUUAUUCGAAAACUCCGAGCACAUGCUUUUCUGUUUUUUUUUCCGACACCCUUUGUGGUUCAUGAACUCAACAAAACAUGUCACGCACUCUACACACUUCCCCGCCGAAAAUGAAAGUGUUCUUCUAAAUAUUACAAAACUAUUUAUCAGAGUUCUCUGCAGCUACUGUAAUUGUUGUUUGACGUUGUCUCCUUCAGCACCUUGCGUGCUUUUGAUUUUUUUUUUUUUUUUUUUUUUUUUUUUUUUUUUUUUGUUUUAAUGUUUGGGUCUUAUAAGAGGCUCCUCUCAAGCCCUCGGGUAGUAGACAGGUUGGAAACAGCAUGGCCACACCCAGAAAUACAGGGGUAUUCCCGGAUGAAUAGCUGUGAUAGCUGGAGUUUGAAUGGCGUUAACGCGUGAACUGCUGAAUACUGGCUCAGCCGACUGGUACUGUGGAUUUCCCAGGGAGUUGUAAGUUAAGAUCUGCGGCGGUCUCCUUUGGCGCUGCGGCCGAGUCCACAUGUCCUGCUCAGCAAUGUCCUCUCCCUCUGAUCCGUCAUUGUCAGCACUUCCUUCAUUUGCAAGUUGUAUUUCGCUGGAUGGCCCAUUGGUGCCCUCAGUAGUCGCAGAAUCCUCAAUUGACUCUGAAGGCAAAUCGCGUCCUGGAGACACUGAGUUUGAAGUUCUUACUUCAGUAGGUAUUUCCUCUACAAGGUCCACACUACCGAAAUCAUCAUCAUCUUUCCCCGAAUUCUGUAGGUCAUUUCCCGAAACAGACAAAGGUCGUUUCUCUACUGCUGAUUUUGGGGGUCGCGUACCAAAUCCCAGGUUUGGGGCAUCUGCUUCCAAAGCGUCACAAGGCAGUAGUAAAUUCCGGUGAAGCACUCUUGCGCGGCCACCUCCACUCUCGGGCUUAACUUUGUAGACUGGGCUUUGAGCCCCAUUCGUUCAACCACAACGUGGAUAGCGCACUCCCAAUGGGAUCGUAAUUUUCCGGGUCCACCGCGCUCUGUUAAGUUUCUAACUAGCACCCGAUCGCCUGGCUGAAGAACGCCACCUGAGACUCUCUUGUUGUAAUAUUGCUUGCCGCGCUCGGCAGUCUUCUUUGCAUUCUGUUGAGCUAUCCGGUAUGCCUCCUUCAUAUCAUGCUGCCAGUUUUGGACGUAAGUGUUAUAAUCUCCCUCUGCACUCUCUUGAUUCAAAUUGAAAAUCAGGUCGAUGGGCAGGCGGGGUGUUCUUCCAAACAACAAGUAAUACGGAGCGUAUCCUGUCGCCUCAUGCUUAGUGCAAUUGUACGCGUGGAUCAUCUUGUUGAGUGAUUCAUCCCACUUUCGUUUCUUCAAAUCUGGGAGUGUUCGCAGCAUAGACAAUAGCGUGCGGUUCAUCCCUCCACUUGCCCAUUCCCUUGAGGGUGGUAGGGGCUGGUGCGAGACUUGGAAACGCUAGACAACUUAUGUAGUUGAUGGAAGAGAUUGUUCUCAAAUUCUCCUCCUUGAUCACUGUGUAUACGGGCUGGGAAUCCGAAUCGUGGUACAAAGUCAUUGUAAAUCUUUUCAGCCACCGUUCGUGCUGUCUUGUUUCGGGUUGGGUAGGCCUGUGCAAACCUUGUGAAGUGAUCUACUAUCAGCAAAAUGUAUUCAAAUCCCCGUUGGCUUUUCUCCAAAUGAAGAAAGUCUAUAGACACCAUCUCAAAAGGGGCAGUCGUCGUAAUGCUCUCCAUUGGUGCUCUAGGGGAGAUUUGGGGCUUCUUUUGCUGGAUGCAGUGACACUUGUUGGCGAUGAAAUACUCGAUUUCCUCUUGCAUGUAAGGCCAAUAGAACCUAGAUCUCGCUAAGUCCACCACUCGAUCUGCACCCAGAUGACCCAUUUCAAUGUGAAGUUCUUGGUAAACCAACUGUUUAAACUUUGUGGGUAAUACUAGCUGCAAUCGACUCUUAGUUUGGCGCCACAGGAUCCCGUCCGCUGAUAUAUGGAGUUUAUUCCAUGCUCUCAAGUAGCAAGAUGUUGUACGAGUCUCAUUUUUCCGCUCUCCUCCUGAUGGGGAUAUCCCCGUUUCUUGUAGGCCAGGAUUCGUGAGAUGUCGGGGUCUUCCCGUUGAGCCCUUAAUAUUUCUUCUAACGUAAGUUGGCGAAAAACCAAAUCUGUGACGCCCGGUUCUGCGUGAGCAAUGCCAACUCUUGCUGAAACUGCUGCCACCCAGGGUGUGGCGUCUGUUUCCUGAUGGAUCACUGCUUGACUUGUUGCACAAAUUGCGUCCUUUUCCAUUUCUGCAAUACAGGUUUCCAUGUAUGCACUGAAAUCUAGCGGUAGGCGGGAUAGUACAUCCGCGUCAAUGUUAGAUUUGCCAGGCCGAUACUUGAUGUUAAAAUUAAAAUCUGCCAGUUCUGCCACCCACCGGUGCCCUACUGCAGACAACUUAGCUGACGACAGAAUGUAAGUUAGUGGAUUGUUGUCGGUGUAAACAGUGAAGAAGGUGGAGUAGUACAAGUAAUCACGGAACUUCUCAGUUACUGCCCAUUUGAGGGCAAGGAACUCCAAUUUUUCCCGCGUGCAUGUGGUAAUUUUUCUCUGCUGGAGUUAGUGUCCUAGAGGCAUAACCUAGAACUCUGAGCUUCCCGUCCUGUUCUUGAUACAAUACAGCUCCAAGUCCCUCUUGCGAGGCGUCUGUGUGAAGUACAAAUGGCUUCGUAAAGUCGGGAAAUGCCAUCACUGGAGGAGAAGUCAGUCGGUCGACCAGCAUGUCAAGCCGCUUCUGAUGUUCCUCUGUCCAUGUUACCUUAUGAUUAUUAGCCAAUCGAUCAGGGCCAGCCAUUAGAUCGUACAGGGGCUUAGCUAUGCGUGAGAAAUCCUGGAUGUAUUGCCUGUAGUAACUCAGGAACCCUAGCAGUUUACGCACAUCACCCACUGUUGCUGGUUUCUGUUUCGCCAAGUUGUGUACGGCAGCCGUGUCCUCUGGGUCUAGAGAGUAGCCAUCGCCGGAAACAACCCGCCCCAAAUAUCUAACUUGUCGUUGGAAGAACUUGCACUUUGAUGGCUUUAACUUUAUCCCAUGUUCCUGCAGUCGACGCAGGACUUGUUGGACAUCCUGAACGUGUUGCUCAAAGGUCUUACUAUACACCAAGACAUCAUCCAGGUAGGGAAUACAGAUGUUGUCACGUAAGCCAUCUAGACAUUCAUUCAUGCACCUUUGGAAUGCCGCCGGUGCAUUCAUUAGCCCAAACGGUAUUCUAUUCCAUUGAUACAAUCCCCAGGGGUCACGAAUGCAGUCAGGGGCGGCUUUCUUCUGUCAUAAAGCCUUGGUGGUAGGCCUUCCCUUGGUCCAGAACUGUAAACCAUUUGUUGCCGCCUAGGCCAUUUAAGAUAUCCUGUAUACGGGGAAUCGGCUGUCGUUCUGGAUAUGUUUUCUUGUUCAAUUCUCGAUAAUCAAUACAAAGUCGCAGACUUCCAUCCUUUUGCGAACACAGACCAUGGGUGAGGAGUAAGCCGAACGGGACUUGCAGAUCCAAUUUCGAUUAAUCAAGUCUUCUAAGUACUCUUUCACUUCCCCAUAGAGUGGCUUGGGGAUGGAGAUAUAGUUCUUCUGUACUGGCUCAUUGUCCUUUAACUGGAGAUCAAGCACCAAGUUCUCCACGCAGCCAACCUCAUCGUCGUUUCUUGCAAAGGCACCAGCUUCUUGCCGUAGCAUUUCGUGGACGAUCAAUUGUUCAUUGUCUUCUAGCUGACUCAAGUCAACUGGUGGCUCCCAUCCAUCUUGUUCCUGACCAGGAUGCAAGGUAGCUUCAGGGUAAAAAUCCUCGUCUCCUCGAGAGUACGAGUCGGGAGUAUUUGGAAUUGGUAGAACUGACUUUACCAGGUGUAUCCGGCCCAAUUCUGUUCUGCGCUUUAACAAGAUGUUUCUGUCUGUAUUGUUUUGGACCACGACGGCCACGUGACUAGAGGUUCCCGGGGUUAUUUUAGUAAGUUCCUCGCCCAAUUCCAGUCCGUCUGGGAGCUCGCUGUCUUCCUUGGGCUCAAAUAUUACUGGCAUCCCCUCUGGAACUGGUCCGAGGUGAGUUUGACACUUAACUGUCGUUGCCUCUCCUUUUGGCAGCAUAACAUCUCUCUUUCCGACUUUAACAGCUGCAGUACCGGUAUCCUGUGUUCUUGACUGGAUCAGAUUGAUCAGGGUACCUACGCGAGUAUGAUGAAUUGAAGGGAAUGACUGCUGAAUGAUGUUACUUGCCGCUUGGUGGUUUCCACCAUGUUGAGCGAGGACUUCUUCUAUAACAUUGAAGCCAAUGAUUGGGUACUCUUGUUCCUUUUGUCCCACCAGUACUGGAACUGUCAGCUCAUGAGCAGUUGUAUCAUCUCCAGCCAACUUAAACCCGACCUCAAUCCAACCGUCAAAUGGAAUGUUUGUCCCAUUCAUCCCUUCCAAAUUCAACUCUUCUCCUGCUCCCAACAACUCUUCAACAUUUCUUAACACCUCCAGCGGUAAGUGAGUUUGUUGCCACUUCCUUGACACAACACAAACCUGGGAACCUGUAUCCCAUAAUGCCUCCACUUCCUUUCCUUGAAUUAGGCAUUUUACCACGCACCUCCGUCCCACGAUUUUUGUCAGUCCGAGCUGCUGCCUUGGCGUCAGGUGGCAGGGAAACGUCGUGUUCAAAUCAUCGCCAUCAUCUCCGGCUGCUUUCUGUUUCUCAAGUUCCUGUAUAGCCAUGCAAACUGGUUUAUGCACAGUUCUGUAUUUUACUUGACAUUCUUUUGAAUAAUAUCUAUUGAUCUUACAGGCUCCGCAGCGGUUAAGUGGUACAUGGUCUGUGCUUUGUUUUCCACACUGCACGUAACGGGACUGAUUUUCUUGCCUGGUCACACCCUGUCCCAUGGGCGUGACCUCUGGCCGUUUCCCUGAGAUUCUGCCGGAGAGCGUCGGCUGAAUUGGGCAUUACACUCGCGUACAUAAUGGCCACUCGCCCCACACCUGAAGCAAUGGUUGCACGGCCAUCCAUUCCCACUUUGUUGGCAGGUCCUACACAGUGGGGGUUGUCUCAUAGGCUGUUGUGUGAGGGGGGUUUGAGCCCGGAGUGGGGCCCGAACUCUCUCUUUGACUGCGGCCACUUCUGCCUUGAGCUCCCUUAGUUCUUUCAUGAGACCUUCCUCCACCCCAUUAUUCUUUGUCUCCUGCUUGUCCCUCCUUUUUGAACAGCAUUUACCUUGGGGUUAGCUGUGAACCGAAUUUCUGUGAUCGCUCCAGUUCGUCACUGAAACACACAUUUAAUUUCUCGAAUAGUUCUUCAUCGCUUAUAAAUUUCUUUUCCAAGUAAGGCUUCAUUUCGAUCUUGAUAUUCUCACUUUGCAGGCCAAGGAAAAAAACUAUGGACAAACAUGCCAUGUACUAAGAUAGGAUCAUAUUUCAGGUCCGAGUCAGUUUCUUGAGAUGCAAACAAGAUCUUCUGUUUCAAAUCGAGAAGGCGGAUCAAGAAUUCUUGAGGUUUUUCCUUUGGCUGUUGUACAGUUGAGCUCAACUGAUGAUAUAGUUCGGUUGCUGUUCUCUCCUGAUAAUGAGAACGCAUAAUUCUCCUCAAUUUGGCCAGUGUUAAAUCUACCUUACCCUCCAAAUAACUUCUUAGGCUUAACGCCGGAUUUAUCGCUUUUAUCACAGCCUCUUUAAUUUCAUCCUCUGUAUAGUCGUUCUUUAAACCAUUCUCAAUUUGAUGCACUAGCGAGGAAAAACUCAAACGAUCCUUCUGCGACACGUCGCCAAUCUGGCCCGAAAUCUUGAAGUCGCGUUUGAAUUUUGAAAUUGACACCACGGGAUUUUGCUCUAUUUUGACGGUCGCUUUACUAUUUUCAGAAGCUUUCGGCGGUUCCGUUUUCUGUUCCGGUACAAAUUUUCCCUGCAUACUUAGAGACGACGACAACACUUUGAGCUUCUCAUUAUCUAAUUCUUCCGUUUCGAGGUAUUUAUUUAGAGCUCGGAUAAAACCAACCUUCCCUUGCUCUCAGGCGGUACAGUAAUGUUCAGCCCACUACAAACUUCUUUAAGCCUUUCCUCGCUCAAGGAACACAACGCGGCCUGAAUUUCGAUCUGCAGACUCUCGGUAUCCAUCAUACUUCCAAAAAUAAUCUUUCGUACUCACCAAUAGUGCAAUCAGCCGUUCACAAAAGAAAUGCGACACUUUACGUCAAGAUCAGUCCGCCGUCGACAGCAAUCGACCACAACCAACUCGCGCUCGACGAAUCAACCAAGCGUGCCAAUUACUUUGUCCUUCACAAUCCAAGGCAGUUCUUCGUCGAUGAUAAGCCUCUUCGGUCGAGUCCUGGCAGGGUCGCCAAUGUUACACACUCAAAUCACCAGAUUAAUUAAACACAAGGUUGUAUUUAUUCGAAAACUCCGAGCACAUGCUUUUCUGUUUUUUUUUCCGACACCCUUUGUGGUUCAUGAACUCAACAAAACAUGUCACGCACUCUACACUGUCAACAUGUGACUUGAGAUUUACGACUCCAGAGAUGUGUAAUUCAGCUAUGCCUCAGAUCAAGUGAGGUAAAAAUCCUGCCGCAAGUUUGAUUAAAUCACUAUAAUGGGAUAAAAAGUAGCAAUAAAAUGAUACUGCAAUUUUUUUUUUAGGUGCUGAAGGGACACAGUUCAGCAGUGACACAUAUCUUAGUGAACAGUGACAAAGGAGAGAUAAUCAGCGCUGCUCAUGACAAGGUAUUCAUUAAUUUCUAUUAUUCAAGACUAUUCAUGGCAUAUUGCGCUUCCUAAGUUUUGAUCGGAGGACAGAACAUAGUUUUUUAGCGCAGUCGAAAGUCGAAAUUGAACAGCGUCGGUUUUAUUUUGCCUCGCCCGUGAUUGGACCAGAAAACUUAAGCUAUCUCCUAGACCGAUCGGAAGGAAAAAUUAAAACCAAUCGCGACUUGUUCACCUGUGUUUAAGGCAUCCUGUUGGAUUUCUCAUUGCUCCCUCGUGAUUUUUUUCCCUUUGUUUUGAAUGGCCCUUCUGAAUAAUUUGAAUAAUUCACGUCACCUGAUCAAAAAGCGCCCUGGAUAAAAGGAUUUUAGAACAAAAAUGUAUUUGUCUCUUACAGUAGAAUGUAACUCAUUUCAAGAUGAGACUUCUUUGAUUUUUAUUUGGACAGGUUAUCAAGAUAUGGGACAUGCGUGACCUCUGCUGUGUACAAACCAUUCCCGCGCGCUCCUUGUUACCAGGCCCUCACGUAAUCACCAGCCUGUAUUACAACUCAAAGUCUCACUGCAUUUUUUUAGGAACCAAUCAGGUGACAACACAAUCACUUCUUUGCAAUACAACUCAGUAUCAUCCGACAUAAGGAACAUACUAUUCCAUAUCGACCUUUUCAUUGCGGGCAAAUGUUUAACUGAGUCGUUUUAAGUCUUUAUUUGCAAUGGAAAUUCAAAGAUCAUCCGUUAGACGACUUUCCCUCUCCUUAACAUUCCUCUGCUAGAGCUUUUAACCUUGAUUAUUAUGCAGAAAAAGUAAUUUAUUAGGUUGUGAUAAUUUUGGUGAGGUGUCACUUCGCAUGGUUGCUUUGCCGACUUUUCAGAGAUAGUGCGACGUAUGGCCAUGGCUUUAAAUGCGACAUUUACGAUUUAACAUUCAUUUUAACCUUGUCCAGAUACAAAAAAUAAUGACUCUUACAUGUCCUAAUCUUCUGUAUUUUUAAAACUAUUGUGUUCUUACUGUUAAAUUGUUAGUUAUCGGUCAUCGAGGGUAAAAAGGAAGAGGCAUCAGAGGAACAUGACGUCACAAGUCACUUCAAACCCCUCUGUGCUGCUAUUUACAAUGAUCUGUUUGAUCAGGUAAUCAAUCACAACAUACACUGAUAUCGUUACGACGUCAAAAAUCAACUAAUAUGCAGAUCUUGUGCACAUAUGAUCCUAAUAUGUGGCCAAGACUGCCAACGAAAUCUCUGUCGCCAGAUGUUUGAGCAAGUGGCAUGCAAUCAGCGCUUGGAGGUUUUGCCGUCUUAUGCACCUGGCAAAUGAAUUUCAUAACCACUUGCCAUCUGUAACUGACGAAUUAAUGUAAAUUAAAGUACAAAAAUAAAGUUUAACGAAGGAACUCUUUGGCGUAUACAUCGCUUGUUUGUCUUAGCAGCUCGCGCUUCAGUUUCGAAAUAGGAGAUUAAAUUGCUUGGGACCACUGUGCUUGAGACCACUGUGCUUGGGACCACUGUGGGUUGAAAAUGAUCUACAGGGCUCAGGCAUUACAAGGAGAGCUUUACACUUAUUCUGUUGAUUGUUGAUUCCUACUCUGACUGACAUUACUCUGCAUGAAUUUAUCUGCACAGGUUGUUAGCGCAUGUCAUGAUUCUGUGGUUUGUGUUUGGAGCCUGGAGACAGGCGAAAAAAUCAUUCAGUUUUCCAAUGCUCACGGUAGCUCUGAAAUAACAGCCAUGAGGUUUGAUCCUUCCAAGAGAAGACUUAUAACUGGAGGUAGAGAUGGAACUGUACGGAUAUGGAAUUUUAAUAAUGGCUGCUGUUUAAGUGAAUUACAAGCUGUUGACAAUGAAGAGGUAAAACAAACUUCCUGGUGUCUCCUGUUUCACCGAUGUUCUGUUUGUUUUAUUCAGUUUACCACACUUCUCUGCACAAAAGUAUAGCUGCGCAAAAAUGGCAACUAACACAAACAUAACCAGAGGUACUUGUAUACCUACACAUUGUAUGUUCACAGUUCAGUAACCUCUUUAUGAACAAGCGAAAAUUCCUCGUUGUAUCCAAUAGCAAACUUUUAUUUAUUUACAAAGUUUUGGCCGGUUUCUCAGAUAACAGGUAUCCUGUGUUUUAAACAGAAGAUUAUAACAGUGGGAUGGAAUAGAAACGUUACCAUUUACAAGUAAGUACAAACACAUAGGACAGCCGCACGUUCAUGAUUACAUUUCUGCCAGUUUCCAGAUCAUUGUUACAGAAUGUUAUAUAUCUUUUUACCUUGAUGGAAGAUUAUUGUCGUCACGGCAGAUGUAUUUGGAGAUCUGAGUUCAAAUAUGCAGGGAAAAAGAAAAUUUUCUUGUUGUUGUGUUAACUUAAUUCUUUUGUCCAGGGAUUGCCGCGACGAAGAGGAAGGAGAUCCUCGCGUGUGGCCACAUUUCCAUGAAGACGACAUUCUAUCCGCUGCAAUGUACCCGACUGGUUUAGUGGCCACCUCUUCAUAUGAUGGCCUUGUGAAAGUCUGGAACAUUGAAAGUGGAAGUGUUAACUGUCGACUGCACGCUAGUGACUAUGGCUUGGAAAGAACACAAUCUGUUAUUCCCGCAGAAGUUAAAAGACUCGUUACUCAUUGUAAUUCAGGUCAGUGAUCGGUAAAUGCGCAAACAGAAUAGAGUGUAACAUUUUGUGUCAAAUGAAAUGCUGAAUCACAUAAUCAUGGUGAAACCCAUAGAUGCACGACUUUAUUAAGUCUUGUUUUAAUAUUUUAAGUGAUCGAAACAGAGAAGAGAAUUAAGGAAGAAAUGUCCAGAAAGAGAGGUAUACAUUCCGACUCAAGUAAGAAGAAUCGCCGUAUUGCAUCAUCAGUCGGGCGGCUCAAAAACUGCCCCAUGCAAAAAGAAAGACUUGAAAGUUCACAAAAAAGGAAAAGCCACCUUCAAGAUUUACCACCAUUGAAAUCUCAAGAAAGUUAUCAUGAUUCAUCGGUAGAUAAGGUAAAGUAACAAUCAUUUUAAAAAAUUGAUUCAGCACUAGAGUCUAUGAACAAUUAAGGAAUGAACGCUAAUUGAUGAAGAAAGAAUGCAGUAAUCAUUACUUUACUAAUUCUCUCAUUACUUAGGUUAUUUUUCUAGAAAAGCGUGAAAACAGCAUCGCCACGGCUACCUUGUUAACAUCGGGGUCAGACGGUUCCGUAAGGGCCUGGAGUGUUUGUGGCGGAGGAUUACUGGGUUACUUUACUGCUGCACAGGGUGAUCAUAAUUCUGUGCUCUCCAUGACAACUAAUGGUGACAAUAGUAUACUCAUUACCGGUGACACCGCUGGCUUUAUAAAGGUAACAAACCCCUCUUAGCUUCAACUAAACCGAUAUGCAACUGAAAGGACACGUAGCCCGAGAAUCUAUGGGUUUUCAACCACUAGUUUAGGCCAUUAGGGAAAAAGCUGGACAAAAUAUGUUUGCAGUUGUACUUGCACUGUAUACUUGACUGAGUGAUUUUUUAUUUUGACGAAAGGAAUUCCUUGCUCUUUCACGUUUCUUACUUAAUUGUUUCUUCAAAGAACAACUAAUGCAAAAGUGUUGGGUGCAAACCCAAAAGAUCUGAGGUGAUUAACAAAGUUUUUAAAACAUCAGCUUUUAAUUCCUAGCAAUCUCCCGUUCACAAGUACAACUGUAAUUUCACUUCAUUACACAACAUUCCCAGGUUAAUGAUUGAUAUUGGACUAUUGUUAUUUUCUGAGACAAAAUUAUUAGGCAAAACAAGAAUAUUGAAAAAUGAAAUUGCGAAUGCACAAGGGAACAGAGUUUGACAGUUUAAGCAGCUACGACUGUGAACGAGCAUACAGUUAUAACGGUAUACACCGCUCCCUGUUUAAAGACAAAUCCAGUAACUUGUAUCAAUACAUUUAGAGGUUGUCUUUACUUCACAGCUUUGGAAUAUAUCGUGGUACUGUAUAAGUAGCGGUGAUCAGAAGCCAGCGGCACCGCUGCCCAGGAAACUUUCUUUAGGGAACAGAAGGAACAGUCAAAAGCCUGGCAAAGCAGGAGGAAUCGAUACAAAGCCACCUCCACUGGUUAUUUCAUUCAGAGCUCAUCUCGAGCCCAUUGUUAGCUUAGACUUUGUAGACAACCGUCAGCUUAUCAUUAGUGCUUCCAAAGAUGCUUCUGUCAGGUUAUGGACACAAACUGGAAGAUACAUAGGUAAUAGAAUUAAUAGAUGAAUAAAAUUACCAUGGUUAAAAGAAACCUUUUCGCUGAUUUCUCCGAGACUUAAACGAUUCAUCAAAAACCAGAAGAGUAACAAUUGUUUCUAACAAAUAGAUGUCUGUUGUCUUGUAACGAGAGGAAAAACAUCUUUUUCUUCACAACUGUGCGCAAAAUUUACCAACUUUUUUAUUCUAUUUACACACCUGACGCUUUGAUAUGAAUGUUACAUGAUUUACAUAUACAUGUACUGCAUUAUUCAGGACUGUUUGGUCAGCGAGUAUUAUGGGAUUUACAGAAAGCAAUCAAAGGAUUACGACGACUUCCGCCGGAUAUUCAGCGGAUCGCUUCAGCCGAGACCCUCAGAAGAAUGUUGAGUUCUCCUGGGCCAAGAUGGAGGUGAGGUGUUUUUGGAAUUUUGAUGGAGAGCUUUGAAAUAGAUCCUUUGCUAUCAAGAACUAGUAUUGUAUUAGAAAUUGAUGAACAAAGUCAGUCUUCCCUCAGUGAGAGGAAAUCAACUCACGUACUAGUCCUCUUCCAAUGAUCCUCUUCAACAAAAUAAGACACCUAACGUUCCACUUGAUGCCUGUUCCAUCUACAAAAGGUUUGUUUCAUUAAAACGUGUCGUUGUCGGGCAAAACGAAAAUAUUCUACGAUGUCACCAUCAACAACGACAUCUCUGCAGUUGCACACCGAGUCCUUAAUGAUAUAACUCUAGGACUGAUUCCGGAUUGUUGUGCAGUUACUAAGUUAACUAUAGUUUGACGGCCCUUUGACUGCCGAGACCUGUUUUUCCGCGGAUAAACCGCAACAUCUCCCUAAGCGGCAUACCAUCUCAUAUUCCAGAUGGAAUUUCUGAUGUUACUGUGAUAAAUUCGCAUUAGACAGUAGGUUACGACGCAUCCCUUUAAUUACGAGUUCCUUUAUCGACUCCUACAUACAUGGAGCUCCCCAAUCUGCCUCACCGCACUUAACUCAGGAUCAUCAAAUAGAGAGCUUAAGCCUGCAGUCUUCAAUCACUGAUAUUUAUUCUUUUCCCUUUUCGUGGCAGACUAGCAAAGCGUGUAAUGCAUGUUACGACCUUCUCUCGACGCGAAACACAGUCCAUCCUGCAGGAUUCCUCAGACACCAAAGAUUGGGAGAACGAAUGGGGGUCUUCCAUUAGCCUGUCACUAAACAACAUAUUAGGAAAAUUUUACGCGCCGAAGAUUAGGCACAAACCCCUUCCACCACUACCAAAACUCAAAUUCAACCAAGAUCAGAUGAUUGUCUAUUCCUGUUUAAAUUUCAAAGAUCUCCAAGCUGUUGAGGAACCAAAGACACCAGCCGUACUAUGCAGUCACAACACCAGACAAAAUUCUUCUUCAGGCCUUCUUCCCCGAAUAAUUAAGAAUAGAGGUCAUCGGGAAAACUCUGAUUCUAAACAUAUAACGUAUUUCAGUGCGUCUGUUAAACAACCACGAGCAAGUACCUUACGAAAACCACUCGAAAUUUUAAGAGCAUCCAUUAAAAAGUAG